Pomacea canaliculata is the source of this 11441-nucleotide messenger RNA. Its product is annotated as protein pellino-like. Gene Ontology annotation, biological process: protein polyubiquitination; regulation of Toll signaling pathway. The coding region runs from base 314 to 1687 and encodes 457 amino acids. NCBI's taxonomy places the organism in Eukaryota, Metazoa, Mollusca, Gastropoda, Architaenioglossa, Ampullariidae. The record is from RefSeq and is a predicted model, not a curated record. Gene Ontology annotation, molecular function: protein binding; ubiquitin protein ligase activity. The transcript is spliced from 9 exons.
CCACAAGCUGAAGAAAUAAGUGGAGAGGUGUAUUAAAAAGAAAUAAAGCAAGAGACUGACUUAAAUGAGUGCAAUUUUGGAGGUCUUGUCAGACGAGUUUGUAAAUGUUUGUGUUGCUCGCACUAAUUAAAAGGGUUAUUUCCGGUUGAAUGCCUCACGAAAGACAACUUCCGUUGCAAAGGGGGUCAUUGUUGUAUGAUGAGAGGGACUGAGGGUGUUUCUCUCAAAACAAAUCGACGUCCUCACAUAAUUUGGACUGAAGGUUUAUAUGGAUUGAUAGGAUCAUCUUGGAAGAUAUUCUGGUUGUGAGGACAUGCCAGAUACUAAGGAAAGAGGCUUGGAAGAGACUGGCAAAGCUGUCUGUGACGUCAGGCAACCGUCUGCCACACUGGCGCAAGAGCUGACAGCCCAGCACCAUAGCAAAGAGGCUUUUGAACACACACACUCAUCCCCAUCACACAAGCCACAUCUGCCUGAGGGAGAGGAGGCUAUUAAAUAUGGAGAGCUUGUUGUUGUCGGCUACAAUGGUCACCUUACCAGUGGCGACAAGGGCAGACGAAGGAGCAAGUAUGUCCUCUGGAAACGAUCAAAAGCAAAUGGCGUGAAGCCAUCAAAGCGACAUUUUGUCUCAGACCCCAAAUCCUCAAAGGCUGUUCAAGACAGUGCACAGCAUUCUGUUUCCUACACUCUUUCUCGCAACAGAGCGAUCAUUGUAGAAUACCAGCAAGAUGAGGAUACAGACAUGUUCCAGAUUGGUCGCUCCUCAGAGGGACCAAUAGACUUUGUUGUUAUGGAUACCAUUCCUGGAUGCCAGCGCAGUUCACGUGACAGUGUUACACAAAGUACAAUCUCGCGAUUUGCCUGUCGAAUCCUUGUGGACAGAAAUCCACCAUACACGGCUAGAAUUUUUGCAGCAGGGUUUGAUGCAGCACGCAACAUAUUUCUAGGGGAAAAGGCAGUUAAAUGGUAUUCUGAAGAUGAUAUUGAUGGAUUGACCACAAAUGGGGUGUUUGUAAUGAAGCCAGUGGGUGGUUUUACACCUUCUGCAAAACCUGGUGUUUGGCGGGAAAUUUCUGUAGGAGGAAAUGUUUUUUCUCUACGAGAGUCCAGGCCCUUGCCUAAUAAAAUUCACCAGAUUCCAGAUGAGGACAACAUCCUUCGAGAUGGCACAUUGAUAGACCUGUGUGGUGUCACACUACUGUGGCGGUCAGCACUUGGCCUCAUCACAGCUCCAAGUGAGAUGGAAUUCCAGAGUAUGAUUAAUCAGAUCAACGCUGGGCGGCCACAGUGUCCUGUUGGUCUCAACACUCUGGUGCUGCCUUCCAAAGGCUCUCCCAAUCUUCGAGAAAAACAUCCGUAUGUCUACCUGGCAUGUGGGCAUGUGCAUGGUAAACAUGAGUGGGGACAGAGUGACAGUCAGCACUGUACCUGCCCACUGUGUCUCAAGACUGGUCCCUUUGUGAAGCUGCAGAUGGGAUGUGAACUAAGCUUGUACGUGGAUGCUGAGUACCCAACUUUCUGCUUUAGUCCAUGUGCUCAUGUUGCCUCGGAGAGCACUGUCAAAUACUGGUCACAAGUCCAGGUUCCACAUGGUUCCCAGGGCUUUCAAGUCAUCUGCCCAUUUUGUUCCACACCUCUGUGUUCCACAAUGUACAUCAAACUCAUUUUCCAGGACCACACAGACUGACAUGACCCAUUUGACCUCUAGAGCAGGUCAAGGGUUUAGGAGCAGUUUGUAUGAAUGUUCUCAGCUAUCACUGUCUUUCAGGGGCUUUGGACUGCAAUAAAUGUGGUCGUUACGAGAGAGAUGGUAGAAACUUGCAUGUCAAGAUGAAUAGGCUUGUUAUAAGAGAAAUAAUUUAAGCUGCCAUACUUGUUUAACCCCUAGUCAACUAAACUGUUCGUGGUUUUAAUACACAGGAAGGAUUUGUGAAAGGAAGGCGAUCUGAUGAUUAUUGGUGGAGGGACAAAAUAAGAUGUGCAUAUGUUGAAAAUUCUGAAAGCAAACUUUUUUCAGUUUUCACACACAUUAUAUUUCAAAAAGUAUCUUCAUAUAUUAAACACAUCAGAUUGUUCUUGGAUGCAUUUGGAUGACCUACUUUGUUGCUAAUUGAAAACAAGCAGCUGUGAAGACCCUGACAAAUGAAUGUGAUUUGACUUUGACAUUCUGGGCAUAUCAAUUGAAGUCUUAUUCAUACUCAUUCACAUUUUCUCUUUCAUGAUUUAGUCAUAGAACUUACUUAACCAACCUUGUCUUUAAUUAAGUGGUUUGAUAAUUAGUUUUAUGGUUUGAUACUUUAGAAUGGGGGUGGGAAACAUUUUUUCCUCCAAGGGCCAUUUUGAUAUAUAACAUCAAUUGUGGGCCAUACAAAACUUUUUUAAAAAAUGAGCCUUUCUAUUUGGUCUUCUUGUAGUUUUGCUACAGUCAGGGCUUCUGCUAAGGCUAAAUUCUUUGGGGUCCCAGGGACCCCUUCUUCAGAUUUUUAAGGGGUCCCUGUUCUUCGCCCAAAUUUGAAUGGGACCCCAUUGACGAAAAUUGAAGGGGUCCUCCGAACUUUUAAUGCGUACUGUACGCAAUUUUUUGCGUAAGCAGAAGCCCUGACAGUGUGUUAAUAUUUUUGCAAUGUGUACAAUCCCAACCUGCCUGGCACUACUGUCCUCUUUAGUCACCAAGAAAAUUAUGCUCUGCCACAAUGAAAAGCAUAGGAUAAAACUGUUUGGAGUUUUAUAUGUUUAGAAUUAAAAAGUUUCUAGAGGUUACAGAGAACAUAGUAACAAAACCUUUUUUCCUCAUGCACAGUUUUCUGUUUGUGAUUGUGCAGCAAGAGUACAUUAAUGAUAUUAACAAUAAUGAUAUUAUUUAGUACACACAUACAUCCUCCCAUUCAUCCAUUGGAAAUCCAAGAAAAGAUAAUGUUGGAAACUUGUAGGUCUGAACUGUGCACUAAGGUAUACAGCAAACUCAGUCAUCAUUAUUAUUAUUGUAUGAACCAACACGGUCAAAGAACGCUUUGCAUAUCAGCAGCCAACAGCAAUUUGGAAGUGGUCCACCCUCAGUUUGAAGAGAAGGUCACAUGCAUGCAUAAUUCUCCAGAAUUGUUCAUACAGGCUGCGGGAGCCAAUGAGAAGCAUUCAUGUCUGUCCCGUCAUGCACUUGCAUGUGUCCUAUCGUGUCCCUCAAAAUUUACUUUAUUAUUAUUCACAAUAUACAUUUAUGCUGCUAUGAAAAUAACUAACAUAUUUUACUGAAAUGAGUGAUUGCCUUGGUGGGCGGAUCAAAUGAUUCCAGGGCCCUUGGACAGGAUGUUUCCAUCCCUGCUUUAGAACAUGCUAAUUUUAACAAAUCUUUUUCUAGAAUAUAAGUUUUGCAAUUAAAAAAAAGAAUUUUUUGGGCAUUGUGACAUUUAUAAUAAGCAAUCUGUUUGCUACUACAAGAAAAAGAAAUGUAAAAUAAAAAUAUUCGAAAAUAUUAUUUACAAGGAAUGUGAAGGUAUAUAUAUAUUUAUGCAGUUUUCAUUAUAGUUGCAACCCCUGUGAGCUGCUUUGUGCUAAACUGACAUGCAUUUAUAACAUGCCCUCGUUUUAUUUAAGUACAUUUCAUUUAAACAAGACCUAUACUAGUAAUUGAUAUUCGCAUUGAAAUUAAGAGUCAGAGCAUGAAUAUGAUAGAUUUGAAUACUUUAAUAUUUCCAUAGGACCAGGGAAUCUUCAUUAACAAGAUUUUCACACAGUCUGUUAGUAACAGUUUUCUAAUCGAAAACUAUAUAUAUCAGAAAGAACAAAGUAAUUAAAGUAAAACAAUAGUAUGGAUUGUAAUGAUUUUAAAUAUUAUUAUAUAUUUUAGUGAGUAAAGUGACAGCGAGAAGAUGGGUCAGUGAGCUGACUUCCGGAAGGCUUUCGCCAGCACGCAUCAUAGGCCCUCCUGAAGAGGGAUCUUCCUGUUCAGGCUCUUGUGCUUGUGUUGCAUUUGCGGUUUCUGUAGCAGGGAUUGUUUUACAGAGCAACCCGCUAGUCCCACACCCAACCCUCCUCCUUCAUUCAGGCUUGGGACUGACAAGUUACCCAGGGGGUUUCCAGACGGAGUUAACAGCAUUUGUGUUAUAUGUGCAGAACAUUUUAAAUAAUAGUUAUAUGUUUCAGUAAGCAAAGUGAUAGUAUUUAUGUUAUAUGUGCAGAACAUUGGAAAAUAGGGAGGCUUUUCCUUGGUGUGGCUUUGCAGCUUAAGAGUAUCAAUAAUCUCAACAUCACAACUUUGUCUGAAAAGUUAGUCACUUUGUGGGAUGGGCAUGGAAUGAAGAUUAAGACUUGCACAAGGGUUUCAUUCUCAUUAUGCCAGUCCUGCUCCCAUACCUCUCAUCUCUGUUGACUGUUUAAUAUCGGACUUCUUUUUGGUUCCGACUUCAUUUUGUGAGUUGUUUUGGGGAAUGGGUGUCGAGGGUUCCUUCCUCACCCUUCAGAUGUCUUUACAAAAUGCUAACUCUUAAUGUUUGCCAUAGAGGUUUAUAUAAAUCAGUGUAGAAAAACUUGAUAUUAAGAAUUUUUUUCUCGUGGCUUGAUAAUGUUCACAUAAAUGUACAAGCUUUUAAAAUGAUAUUUUGCAGUUGUAAAAUCAAAAUUUAUAAGCACUGUCUUUUUAUUCUCACAAAACCAAUACAUAUCCUUUUUUCCAGCCUUGUAUUCUGUAGAACAUAACUGAAAUUGGACUGGUAGAGUUAUAUUUGUCACUGAUUCUUCUUUUGAUGGGCUGUUGACAGAAAAUUGUUAAAAAAAACUUUUCACCUUUGCAUUUUGGCAGUACUCAACCUAAUGUUUAUAUUUUGUGUCAUGAACUACACUGUGUACUGUAUUAUUUUGCUGUAGGAUACAAGCAGAAAGGCACAAUUUAAUGAAAUUGUUGAAGGUUUAGCUAAACAGUAAAAAUAGUUGUUACCAAUAGUCUAAACCUGGUUGGCCAUAAUUGUAGUAGAGAUGAUGUGAGCUGACUACGAACUCUUGCUGUGGUGACUAGUGUGAGCAAUUGACUGCAUAUACAGUAUUAAUAUGCUCAGAUAGGUUAUUAUUACAUCUAGUUAUUCCAAAUGAAGUAAUCAUUGAGACAGAUGAGAUUCUGAGAAAUAAAUGCAAAAGAAAUACUGUUAACUACUUCCAGGAGAGGAAAAACAAAUACAGUUGAUAGGUGCUGUUGAGAUUUGAUUCAACUGAUUGAGUGGUCUUCAUAACAAAACUUUCCAGGGUCCUCCUGGUGAAUUGGAGCUAAAUGGAGAUUAUUACUUCAUAUUUACUGAUGUUCUGGGAGCAGGGAUCUUACAGUUCUGAAGGUUGUAUUUUCCUCAUGUUAUAUUUGAAAAUAUCUAAAAGCUACUUCUUAGAAGAAUUUUUUGGGCAAACCAUCACAGUCUGAGACGGGACAAGUGCUGUUUUAAAAAAGCUACUGCUAAGUUUAAAUAUGUAUUGAAAGCUGUAAAUCUAGAAAAGUCUACUAUCUCUAUAAUAAUCUCCAAGCUGCAUAGAUAAAAAGUUGUUGUAUAAGCUAAUGCAAUUGAUGCACUAGCGUUAUUAAUAUUAAAUAACAUCAACUAGAAGUCAACCCCAUUAAUGUCUUUAGCAUUACGAACAUUAGUAACUAAAUGAAUGCACUAGAGUUAUAAACAUUAACUAGAAGUCUUCCCCACGGAUUUCUCCGGCAUUACUAACAUAAGUAACUGAUCGAUGCAUUAUCACCUCUUUUCCCAUUAGUGAACAAGGAUGAAAUGCAUGGUUAUUUCAAGACUGCUGUCUUAAUUGCAUAAGAAAGCAGCAGGAUGCACUGCCUUUAGCACAGGGGAGGGCAAAGUACGGCCCGCAGACAUCUUUGGACCGGCCCGUCUGCCAAAAUGUGAAGUGCACUUGUUUUCAUCUUUUAAUUCAGUCGAGGUUGAUUAGAUUAAUUAGGUUGACAUGUCUGUUGUUAGAGAACAUCGGGGCGGCUGCCUUCAAAAGAAGGGAUGGUUUUAAAAUUUUAUUGAGAGAAUUGAAACAGCUUCACUUUACACAACCAACGGGAUUAGUGAACGUUUUUAUCUAUUAAUUAGUUGUCCAUUCCAUUAUCACUAGGUGGUGUAUAGUCACAUAGCAUGGGUAUUUGCUAUUUUACCGGUCUGCCGCAUAGCUCAGAAUUUUGACACCAGAAGUAAAACUUUGCCCACCCCUGCUUUAGCAGCAAAGAAGACAUCAGCGGAAGAUCAAAGAGAUAAUAGGAAAGGCUAAGCAUUGAAAUGAUGCCAUGUUUAGCUCCCUUUGACCUUUAACCAUUAUUACAAGUAUUACAUAUGUUGGGCAUUGAGAGAGAUUUACUUUGUAAGAGUUAAAGUAAUUGAGCAUUAAUAAAACGUCUCUCAAUGUCACUUUGUGGCAUUUUGUGAUUGUAAUGUUUACGAUUUGAUGAUUCCACAUUGCUUGCUGUCGUUAAAAGAAUGCAUGAAAGGGUUAAAAUGCACAGAAUACUGAUGCUGGUUCACUGGCUUUUUACAGAUGCUUGUCUUCCAUUAUUUUUACCAUCGUAGAACAAGGGCUGAAAUGCAUGGGAAAUGUGAACGACAUAAUAUUUUGUGCAUGGAAUUACUACAUGUUGUCUUCUUGCUUUGCCGAGAUGAACACGAAGAUUAACACAUUUUCUUAUUUGAUGAAUUUCUUGUAAAUUUGGUAUUUUAUAAACAUGUGAUUUAUUUUCCUUAUGCUGAAUCUUUCAAUGAGUGCGAUAUUAUGAUGGCUACAAGGAAUAUAAAGGAUGACAGAACUAUUAAAUUAUCUGAUUCAGUGACUGCUCAAUAGUUUCAGGACUUGAAGCUCAAACCACACAUUUGUAGGCACUCAGUAUGCCAAUGCUUUAUGGAGAACUCAUUUACCUGGUAGUUAUUGCACUUGCUCUUGUAAAAAUCAUUUUCUCAUCUAUGAAGUUUUGUGUGAAGAGCAUUAUUGUUCCAAUUUUGUGUCAUUGUUAGCUUUGAACUUCUCUGCAAAAUGCAUUGUGUUUAAUAUUUCCUAUUUUGUUGAAACUGAAUCAUUUUUCUCCUUCUGCUGACCAAAUUUCCUGCCACUAAUUUUACCUAACACUCCAGCACAAUAGAUAUGUCCUGUCCUAAUGUUCAGAAGUUCCUGGCCUUUUUGUUUUUGUUAUAUGUGUACAGGUUUUUCAUGAAAAAUACCUGUGUGUAUAUAGAAUAUGUUUUCUAAGCCUUAUUAACACAUACCUGCAAUUAUUCAGAGCCAGGCAUAGAUACACUGACACAUACAAAUCAAAGGGGCAUUAUUAGAUAUGGGCACAUUAUUUUCCUUUUGCAUUUUUAAAUUUUAUAAAAUUGUUACUGGCAUUAGAGGGCACAAUAUUGUUCACUGAAUAUGUGGGUUUAUGCUGUUUUUAAUUUUGUUGAAAUAAGAUUUGGGUUUGGGUCAUUUAUGGCUUAAAAUGAUUGAUGGAGUAGUUCUUCUAUCAGGCAACACUUUUCAGAAGACAUUUGAAAUCAUUUUUGUGGUUCUGACGUUUACACCUUUAUUUUACCAAUGAAUACAGAUUAGCAGUACGUUGUAUUGAAGCAUGAUUUGUGUGACGUGUUACUCAACAACUGGGUUGAUGAAAUAACCACAUUGUCUUUCAUAAUGAUGGCAGAAAGUUAAGACCAAACAGAUAAAGUGAAAUGCAACCACAUGUCAGAGUUUAUUAAAAGAAUUCAAGGCACUUAAGCAAAAAUCAGAAUUUAUCUAAUUAUUAUCAUACAGAAGAAUGUCAGCUUGUAUCAUCUGCUCUGCUUUGGGCUGGCUACAAACACAGAAAUCUAUGAAGUCUUUAAAAGAAAAGUUGAUUCAUGCAUCAUCCAUCUUAAAAAGUCAUAAUUACAGUAACAUAACAAUGGACAAUUAUUGACAGAUUCAUCAAAAGGAAUCAUUUGGCCCAAAUAACAGAUUGCUAGCAUAUAGACUGAUGUACAUUUUAAGAGUAGCUGUCUGUAGAAGAAAGGAGAUUUAGCAAGCUUACAAACAGGUUGCAGGUAAAGAAAAUAUUUUUCCAAACAUUAUCAGCUCUCUGUAACUCUCUGGAAUUGAUCAUGUGAUUGACAGCUGGAAUAACACAUUUCAGCAUGCAUUAGGUUUUUUAAAUGUCUGCCACCACCAUACAGUAUUACACACUUGCCUGCUGGCCAGGUCAUGCAGUUCUAGUGACAAGGUUUAGAAUGGUGAAAGGAUCAGUGAAAAACAGGUUGUUAUAAUGUUAGGAAGAUCAAAGUUAGUUGGCGGUUGGUACCAAGCGGUUUGUGCAUGUCUGUAGGGCUGCUUUAGAAACCAUGUUAUAGUCAUUUCUUUUGGCACCUGUACAUGCUGCUCUUACAGACAUAUUAGUGGAAUUUGUAAGUGUAUUAUUGAUAUUGUUUAGGGCACAAACAUAGAAAAGCUUAUGUCAUGAAGGCCCAUGAAGGAAACAGUCAACAAUAUGGAGCGUGUGUAAAUGUUUAAUAGCUAGUACAAUUUUACGGUACUGAUACAAAUGUUACUGCUGCAAAUGUCACAAAGGGAAUCUAAAUUGGUCAAAGUGUAGAGCAUUUUCACCUGAUAUCAUUUGUUUUCUUGUUUUCAUAAACAAAUCUAUGAGAAACUGAGGAUUUGUUCCUAUUUUUACUGUGCUUUCGAACUCCGGGGAGGGAUACCAUAAUAUGCUUGUUAUCAAACAGCGAAGGUCACGGCAUGUAGGUUCACAUCUUGGUCUGCCCUACAUUUUUUCAUAUAGCAUGUAUUUACAGGACUUACUAGCCUGCCAUGGUGUAGCCUUAUUAGCUGACUAGGCACACCGGCAGCCAAGUUCUUUGUAUUCACAUUCCUUUUAAACAAGUUCUGUUGGAAACUGAAAUGUGAAAUUAUUUUGUUUAAGAGAAUUGCAGUAGUUUAAUGUUAACAGUUUUUUUUAUAUAUGAAUAUACUUUCUCUGUACAUCUUGACAUCUACCUGACAGUAUGUCUUAUCAGUUUCAAAAUAUGAAGUUUUUCUUUUUAUUUUUGCUCUUCUCUUCAUUUACUUCCACUUAUGACCUGCAUGGUAAAAUGUACUUUGUUUAAAUGUUGAAGCCUCUCCCUGUUGUCUGUGCUUACUCUUCAUUGUGCCUUCUUGUGCCAAGCUACAGGACACAUUUCAUUAACUCAACAGUUAAUAGUGUGCGCUUCAUAUCCUUGCCCGGCUACUAGGUCACUUUCACUUAACAGAUCUAUCUUUGCAGUGACUACUGUGUACCAAGAAUAUGGAAAGCCUAAUUUAUAGAUUUGGAGGAAUAUUCUUGCCAAGUUUACUUUUGUAUUUCUGAUUAUCACUGACUGUAAAUACUUUCAGGCCAUAGAGGGUUCACCAUCUGACCUUUUGGCGGGAGGAGAAGGAGUUUGGAUGUUGAUGGACCUUUUGUUUUGUUGUAUAGUUAUCGCGCAUUUUAUUUGAAACUUAGAAGAGUGAUAUUUAUUGGGCCAGAGGAGAAAAUGGUGUGACUCAGCACUUACUAUACCCUUUAUUACAGAUUUGACUUUAACCAAUCUUCUACACUGCCAGACUUACAGCUUUGUGUACCCAUCCUCUCCCUAGCCUCCACACAGCCACAAAAGCAGAGUUUUAUCCUGUUGUGAAAUGAGAUUUCAUUUUUGUGUGUGUGAUUAAGUGGUCUCAGCUGCAUUUUGCUAUUUUUUUUGGAAGCAGUCACUGAUCACUGUUCACUGUUCUGAGACAUUCCACUUGUUGUUGUGACUGCUUGUGUGUGCAGACUGUGUGAUUGAAAAUGACAUGUCAUUGCUGUACAUACCCAUGCUAAUUGUGUUAACAUAAGCAACGAAUGAUCUGACUGGGGGAUGGAACAGUGCAACUGAAAAUGGAAAGAAAACAAGUAACUUUGCAUCACGGACUGUGGAAUACCAACUGAAUGGUAAAUUAGGAAAGGGGCAGCUGCAGUGUGUUGGGCUUAGAGUUCUGAUGGAGUGGGUCACUCACCAUCACAGUUAAGCAUCUUUGACCUUUCAAGACCAACCUGAGCUGUUUGCGUGUUUAGCAGAGAUCAGUGGAUACAGGCGAUAUAAACCUCACCUGUAAAUGUCAGCCUUCAAAACCCAUCUGUUAGUUAAUUAUCCGCUAGCAAAGUACACGAUGAGCACCUGCCAUCAACGACCACCUCUAACGGUGUAUUACGUCACGCCAACAGUGCACUACGUCAUGUUGGUACACCAUUCACAACAUUGCCAGGGUUAACACCAGUCACAGCGACAGUUCACAUGUAAAGUUCCAUGUCUCGUGCUACAGUAACAGUUUGUCACAACCACGAGACUGUCAGCGUCCGAAUAAUCGCACCUGUCACUCAUUCUGUCUCUCUCUCUCUCUCUGGUGUUGACUGCUGGCAAUGUUGUGAAUGGUGCACCAACGUGACGUAGUACACUGUUAUCAGCGCUUGUUGAUUGCAGGUGUAAUCGUAGCGGAUAAUUGAUGUAUGAGUUUUGGAGGCUGACAUUUACAGGUUAGUUUUUUUAUCGCCUGUUCUACUGAUAUCUGAAAAAAAAUGCAAACCGUUCAGGUUGGGCUUUAAUAAUCCAUAUGAUUAAAAAUAAACUUGUGCUGGACCAUUAAAAAACUCAAAGCAGGGUAUCCAAAGAAAACGCUUUACAAAGGAGGACCUAAAACUUGACUGUCAGAAUUAAGGAAAUUGCUUUAGUAUUGAACAGAAAAUCGAGAACUUUAAAAAAAUAGGGGUACUGUGCUUUCUCCUUUGGAGAGUGCCUUUUUCCCACCCUAAUUCUAGUUUUAACUGCUUGCUUCCACCACAUGUCAUGAGAUAAUAGUAAACAGUAACAGGCUAUGUCUAGAGAAAAACGGGAAGAGAAGGCCAAAAGGUUGAAUACAUACUUUGGCUCAUUGAAGAGGGCAGAAAUGUUGCUUAUUUCCUGAUGGCAUCAGCUGUAAGGCUGUCACAACAGCAAGAUGAUACCACCAACUUCUUUUCCUACCUGUGCUUGAAUGUGGUGGCAGCAGUCUUACACCUUGCCUCGGUAUGUCUCAGAUGCUGCAUCUUGUGCUUCUCUGCCCGUAACUACCUGUUUCAUAUGCAAAAUGAUGUACCUGAAAUAGGUGUGCCAGGUAGCAUCAGGCAGUUAAUAUUAGACGAUGUUUGCUUUUUUUUCUUUGUAGAUAGCUGUUGCCUCUGAUAUGAUGCGGGUUUUAAAGUUCUGACAUGUUCUGCUGUACGUCUGGACUAAGUCCAUGCAGGUUGAAUUUAAUGUAAAUUGAUGGACUUCUAUGAUGUUUGGAUUGCAUCGUGUGUUUCAUUUUUACUACAUUAUUAUCCUUUGUUAUUUUGAUUUUAGCAAAGGAAACAGGACUUCUUUGUCAUCUUUAGUUAGUGCCAGUUGCUAUGUUUAUUUUAAACCUGCAAAUAAACUGAUUUGUGAAUA